AAGCCGGUCCCUCACUCUUUAACGUCAGUUCCUGUUUGUGGCGAGAGAAGGCGGUAUUUCCGGCUGGAGGGUGGGAGGGGGCGGUAAGCGGGGGCUGGGGGGAGGGGGCGGGGGGGCCGUGCCGCGCGAGCCGUUGAGUCUGGCUCUGUGAAGGCGUCGCCACUGUCUCGGCUACCGCCGUAGUCACCAGGAAACACAAGGAGCUGGAGCCAGCGCAGCGUGGCGAUGGGCGGGGGUAGAGCCCCGCCGGAGAGGCUGGGCGGUCGCCGGUGACAGACUAUACUCUGUCCACAGCACCUCCUGCAUGUCCUGCUGUCUUGAGCUGUCCCAGGCUAGGUGACAGCGUGUCACGCUGCCACCAUGAAUGAGGUGUCUGUUAUCAAAGAAGGCUGGCUCCACAAGCGUGGUGAAUACAUCAAGACCUGGAGGCCCCGGUACUUCCUGCUGAAGAGUGAUGGCUCCUUCAUCGGGUAUAAGGAGAGGCCUGAGGCCCCCGACCAGACCUUACCCCCUUUAAACAACUUCUCUGUAGCAGAAUGCCAGCUGAUGAAGACUGAGAGGCCACGACCCAACACCUUCGUCAUCCGCUGCCUACAGUGGACCACCGUCAUCGAGAGGACCUUCCAUGUCGACUCCCCCGAUGAGAGGGAGGAGUGGAUGCAGGCCAUCCAGAUGGUUGCCAAUAGCCUCAAGCAACGAGGCCCAGGUGAAGACCCCAUGGACUACAAGUGUGGAUCUCCCAGCGACUCUUCCACAUCUGAGGAGAUGGAAGUGGCAGUCAGCAAAGCCCGGGCCAAAGUGACAAUGAAUGACUUCGACUAUCUCAAACUCCUUGGUAAGGGCACCUUUGGCAAAGUCAUCCUAGUGAGGGAGAAGGCUACUGGCCGCUACUAUGCCAUGAAGAUCCUGCGGAAGGAGGUCAUCAUUGCUAAGGAUGAAGUUGCUCACACGGUCACUGAGAGCCGGGUCCUCCAGAAUACCAGACACCCCUUCCUCACUGCACUGAAGUACGCCUUCCAAACUCAUGACCGCCUAUGCUUCGUGAUGGAGUACGCCAAUGGUGGAGAGCUGUUCUUCCACCUGUCCCGGGAGCGAGUCUUCACAGAGGAGCGGGCACGCUUCUAUGGUGCAGAGAUUGUCUCAGCUCUUGAGUACUUGCACUCGCGGGACGUCGUAUACCGUGACAUCAAGCUGGAGAAUCUCAUGCUGGACAAAGAUGGGCACAUCAAGAUCACUGACUUCGGCCUGUGCAAAGAAGGCAUCAGUGACGGGGCCACUAUGAAAACCUUCUGUGGGACCCCAGAGUACCUGGCGCCUGAGGUGCUGGAGGACAAUGACUAUGGCCGGGCAGUGGACUGGUGGGGGCUGGGUGUGGUCAUGUAUGAGAUGAUGUGCGGCCGCCUACCUUUCUACAAUCAGGACCACGAGCGCCUCUUCGAGCUCAUCCUCAUGGAGGAGAUCCGCUUCCCACGCACGCUUGGGCCUGAGGCCAAGUCCCUGUUAGCUGGACUGCUCAAGAAGGACCCCAAGCAGAGGCUCGGUGGGGGGCCCAGCGAUGCCAAGGAGGUCAUGGAGCACAGGUUCUUCCUCAGCAUCAACUGGCAGGAUGUGGUACAAAAGAAGCUCCUGCCACCAUUCAAACCUCAGGUCACAUCUGAGGUGGACACAAGGUACUUUGAUGAUGAGUUCACCGCGCAGUCCAUCACAAUCACACCCCCAGAUCGCUAUGACAGCCUGGGCUCGCUGGAGCUGGACCAGCGGACGCACUUCCCCCAGUUCUCCUACUCAGCCAGCAUCCGUGAGUGAGCAGCCUGCCGCCGCCACAGGACACGUGCACGGCUGCCACCCACCACCCGGGUGGCUUUUUAAAACAGACUUUAUAUUUUGCCUUUUUGGUUUGUGCUCCCAUCCCUCACCUGCUCAUCCCCGUUUCCAGUUCCUUCUCAGUCCUUGCCCAAACUCAGUGGUCCCAGCAGCUGAUGCCUCUAGUCUCUCCUUUGUGCUUGGACUCGUGCUGGGGGACUGUCCACCUCCUGCCCCAGACGGGCUGUUGAGAGGAUGGAGAUUCAGGUUUUUCAACACCGGCCCCUGUGAGCGGGGAGCAUGGAGCACAGACAGUUCCUGCCUAGGUUUCUGGCCAGGGCACUGUACAGGCAGCUGCCUGCACUGCUGCUUCUGGAUCGAGGCCACUUCUGGCAGUCUGGCUGCCCAGUGAACAGCUCCCGAGCUGCCUUCCUUGUCCUUUGCCUGGCUCAAAGUUGCCUGGCAAGAGGCAGCCCACUGCAUCCCCUAUUGGGGCAGAAAAGCAAUAAUAUCUAGGGACAGGCAAAGGGGCUUCAGAGGCUGUGGCAUCGGGGUUGAGGCUUCCUCGCCAACAGAGCCAGGUCCUUGGAUCUGCGUUGGGGGAAUCAGGAGGGUCCACUUUUUCUGGCUCUACCUCCUUCUAUAUCCUCAAACUGCUCCUCUGCCCCAUGGGUGAGGCAGGAAGAGCAUUCAGGAGCCAGCCUGCCCACCCUCCAGCCCCGUGCCUUACCAGGGCUUCCUUCAGGCUGCCCUUACCUCCCACUGGAUCCUAGGCCUGCCUGGCUCCUGUACAGGGUGGGGGCCGGCAUCGUGCCCUUCUCUGCCUGGGGCAGAAGGUGCCAGCCUCGGCUGUUACACAUCUCACACCGAGACAGUAUUGGGCCCCUGGACUUGGGUUGGGGUGAGUGUAUCUCUGGUACGCAUUGGUGUCAGGACCUCUGAGAACGGAGGCUCCCAGGCCACCUCGCUCCUUCCCCAUCUCCAGGACCCUGCAUUCUGCAGCCUUAAGGUGAACAUGAGCAAGAGCCCACGCCGGUGCUGUGGGUGCACAUGUGUGCCUUGGACUGUGUCAGUGGGCAUCCCGUGCUGCUGGGAUGCAGAUGCGUGUGUGUGUGUGUGUACAUGUGUGCGUGUGUGUGCGUGUGCACAUGCACACGAGUGUCCGGGUUCUCGAGUGUGCAUGGUGUGUGUGGGCUUGGGCCCCACCCCUGGCCUGAGCGUUUCAUCCCAUGAGGAGAGUGGGUACCGGAUCUACCUGCUGUCUCCGCUCCUCUCCCCUCUCCCCCAACAUCUCUGGGUGUUUGGAAUUUAGUUUUUAUGGUUUUGAACUCCCCACCCCACUUCCCAUCUAGGCAGUUAAUGGAAAGGCAUGGGGGAGGAGGGUGGGGUGGGGAUGGUUUGGGUGGGGGGUCUUUUUUCCUUUUUGUGUGUGUAUAUUGUUUAUCUGACAAUUCUCCCCCAUCCCCACUUGCCUUUCCUCCUUCCUCAUAUUUGUACGGUACAAGCAAUAAAGACACUUGUUUCAGACCAGGGCACAGACUGCAUUUUGCAGCCAUUGCCAGCCUUGCCUUGGUUGUGGAGUCGGCCCCUGGGCUCCACACACCUGUUUUGUUGCUCAUCCUGAGGCCCCAUGGAGCCAGAGACUAAGCAGGGAUGCUAUAGCCAAGGCUAGAGAGGGAGGGUUGCUGGGACUGGGUGCCUGGGGUCUAGGGUUGGGGUGUGGUAGGCAGAGGGGCCAGGGAGGACUGGAUGGCUAUGAGCAAGGACGGUGCAAGUGGUACCUCAGAGCUGUGUGCGCAAGUUCAUGGUUCACUUCAGCACUAGAGCCGGCAUUGCUGCCACAGCCCUUUCUCUGAUUAUGCUGAAUUAGGAAGCCCUAAAGACACUCAAAUCCUAGUCUGAUGUCUUGGUGACAAUUGUGGUUGCAGGCAGCACCUGGGCCUUUGGUUACAGUCACCCAUGGUUCUGGAAACUUCUCUUUCACCCCAGUGCCUCUUUAUCCAUGUCCCCAUGCUAGGUCACCAGGCUACAGGGGCUGGGCCAGGAUGCCUCUCCCCUCCCAGGCCCAGGGACCAAGCUGCACAGAGGGCCUGACACAGAUGAGUUCAUUACAGAUUUUGCCAGAGAAGAGGGCAGCACCCAAAUAGAGGCUUCCAGAACUUCACUGUGGGGGGUGGGAAAGUCAGGCCCUGGUGCAGAGACCUGCGCUAGCUGCCUUAAAAGACUCCUGGGAUGGGGGUGGGAGGGGUUCUACCUUCAUAUGAACCUGUUGGCUUUAAUUACAGAAGUAUGCCCCUAUGGUCAUAAGGUAGAGACCUAUAAGGAAAAGCCUUGGGCUGGUGGAGUGGCUCAAGCAGUACGAAUGCCUGCAUGAGGCCCUGAGUUCAAACCCCAAUGCUGCCAAAAAAAAAAAAAA
This is a messenger RNA of Castor canadensis (American beaver), 4219 nucleotides long. It is a transcript of the gene Akt2, whose product is annotated as AKT serine/threonine kinase 2. Gene Ontology annotation, biological process: protein phosphorylation. NCBI's taxonomy places the organism in Eukaryota, Metazoa, Chordata, Mammalia, Rodentia, Castoridae. The record is from RefSeq and is a predicted model, not a curated record. Gene Ontology annotation, molecular function: ATP binding; protein serine/threonine kinase activity.